This is a messenger RNA of Puccinia triticina, 1233 nucleotides long. RefSeq lists its product as uncharacterized. The transcript has 7 exons. Lineage: Eukaryota; Fungi; Basidiomycota; Pucciniomycetes; Pucciniales; Pucciniaceae. Bases 1 to 1233 code for a protein of 410 amino acids. The record is from RefSeq and is a predicted model, not a curated record.
AUGCAUACUGAAAGCAGGACAAAACUACUUGUCCUUGUGACACUAUUUGUUUCUUUCUUACAAGGAACAUCUGCUGCUUCGACUCAUCGGCGGUACCGUAGACAAGUUCCUCAAGAAUGGGCACAUGCUAAGGAAGUAAAUAUUGUUGAUAAAAUGCUUAAGCUUAGUAACCCUUUGGACAUAACACAUCCAAUUUUCAGUUUACUGGGGAAUGAGGCCGCAUCAAAUGGGACGGGGAAGCUCGACAAAAAGCACCUUGACUGUUUCCAGAAGAUUGUGGCUGAUCAAGCGUUCACGAAUGCAAAGAAGGCCGGAAACAAGGAGGGUCAGGAGGCUGCUAUAAUUUUUGCGUCAGUCGAAAAAAACACCAAGACAGUAGGCGUGGCUAGUGUUCCUUGUAAAAGUAAGAAGAUGGUAAACCCUGAGAUUGAGAGAUUGAUACAGCAUCAGGAUGCUGCGUCUCCAGGGGCUGCUGAAAAUAACAAGAAGUCGGCCUUAUUGGCUGCUCUUUCCUUGAAGGAGAUAGGAAGCGACCCUAGCAUAUCUCUGCGUACUGGCACAUUCAAAGCUGGAGACACCAAGAAUACCAAUAAUGGUCGUGGUAACAGUUGUGAUGAUGAGAAAGACACCGAGGGUUGUAUCUUUACUAAAAAGGCUCUGGUUGAAGAUGUAACAAAAGCAGAAAUCGAUGAGUUUGUGCAAAAGCAUGCUGGCGGAUCUGGGGAGGAGAAAAAGGAUGUCACCCAAUUCAAUAAGAAACCCGAUGGUGCGGGUGGUAAAGAUGGUGAUGUGAUGAAGAAGGAUAGCGCAGCCGAAAAGUUGGGCGGAACAACUACGAUUGUUGUAAAAGAAGACAAGGAAAAGACCGCUGCCUUGAAGGAAACAGCCAGCUUAGCAAGCACAGCUGGCACAGGAGAGUUAAAAUUGAUUGAUAAAAGUGGCCCUGAAGACGAAGGGACUAAGGACAACGAUGUAACAGUCAAGACGGAUGGCACGACUACCCAGGUGGAUAGCAAGCUUGCCACCGCAGAGGUCGCUGAUAAAGGAGCAGGUGAAAAGGAGAAGGAAGAACUGGCACAGAAGGAGAAGGAAGAAAAAGCAAAGAAGGACAAGGAAGAACAAAAAAAGAAGGAGAAGGAAGAACUUGAAAAGAAGGAAAAAACAAAGAAUGAUAAGACAAAGAAUGGAAAAGGAAAGAAUAAAAACAAAAACAAGGGAGGUGACCCAAAAUAA